This is a messenger RNA of Dentiscutata erythropus, 161 nucleotides long. Lineage: Eukaryota; Fungi; Glomeromycota; Glomeromycetes; Diversisporales; Gigasporaceae. The record is from the annotation of a GenBank genome assembly.
AUCUCACUCCCCGUUCACAGACAGAAAAAGAGUUCGAACCCGAGUUUUGGGCGGAGCUUAUAACAGACCGACCAUUUGAAGUAAAUGCCACAUAUUACGAAGAAAUUGAAUCGAUUUGUGAUCAUCUAUUUGGACCUCUUGAUGAGAAAUUAAGGAGCAAG